Hypoxylon fragiforme is the source of this 3288-nucleotide messenger RNA. RefSeq lists its product as uncharacterized. The record is from RefSeq and is a predicted model, not a curated record. Lineage: Eukaryota; Fungi; Ascomycota; Sordariomycetes; Xylariales; Hypoxylaceae. The transcript has a single exon. The coding region runs from base 1 to 3132 and encodes 1043 amino acids.
AUGGCUUCUGGCCCCUACAUCCCACCCUUUCGCUUCCGCCGUCAAGGCCUACUAUCAUCGAGUGGCAUCCCAGAGGAUACAUCUGGACCAAGUGUUCUUCCAACGGGCUUGAACGACGCAACAUUCGUUCCAGACCCCCAACUCGGAGGUGGAGCAGACUACCAAGGUAGCCAAGAUAAUCAUCGACGCUCACGCAGAAACCGUCGACGCACUCGUGGUAGACGUACCCCCGGUCCCAACUAUGAUAAUGAGUUCUUCGAACAACGUCAUGGUCAGCAAUCAAUCGCCAAUGAUAACCGCGAUUUGAGCCUCGUACCGCAGCAGCAGGCUGCCGACACGUCCUUGCAUUCCAACCAGGAAUCGCAAUACCAAGACGAACAAGUCGAUCAGCCACUGAUGCUGGCCCAGCCCGGAAACUUUGCCAAUUCCCCCCUGUACCAUCGACGAGAUGUCGACACCUACUUCUGGGGUGUCGACGGCGCUCAAUUGACCGCUCUUGGAAUCAACAACGUGCUGCACGAUUCCGCCAACCGUAUCGGCGAUCUUUCCUACAUUCUUCUGUUUGACGGAAGAAACCCUCGCUGGGAACAAGACCGCAUCGUCUUUGCCUGCGCCGAUCUUGAACUGCUGCCGGAGUACGCGGAAAAGAAGGCUGAGUACGGCGAGUGGCCCGUUGUCGACGCAGCGUCAUUCAAGGUACCCCUUGACGCCGAUACUGAUGUCGAAUCUGCCCACGGCAGCACAUGGAGCGGACAGACGGCCACCCCGAACAAUGCAUUCGGCCCCGUUGCCACCCCAUCCCACCUCUAUGAUCCUUCGAUCUUGAGUGCUCGUAUUCCAUCAUCAUCCGCGGACGCCGGUGAGCGAUCUACAUCAAUUGACGAGUUCCAACGUCUCAAUAUCGGAGACCAGUUAUUUGUACGCAAGGAUAAAAAUAAGAAGCAUAAGAAUAAGGGAAAGAAACAAGAGCACGUGAACAAAAAGAAUAAGAAAGGUGGGAAAAGACGGGGCAAGAAGACCAAGAAAGAUAAGGGAAAGGGUGUGCAGAUCUACCCCCAAGGACCGCGUCCUUAUAUUUCACCAAUAGACUAUGCCCCGUACCCGUCGAUAGUCUACCCAAUCGCCGCAUUUGAGCAGCGAUACAUCGGCAGCGAUGAUCUCGCCACCAGCACCGGAGUCGAUGAAGGAUAUUACUUCGUGUUCGCUGGCUGGUAUACGGUGUCACGAAUCUGCAUCGUGGCGCCUCAGUCAUCGGAGCUCGAGCGUUUGCUGGAGCAGCGACGUGGCGAGCAGCCGCGUUACGAUUCGUCCGGCAAAGAGAUUCCUGACACCAUGCCACCAUACUCUAGAGCCUGGGAAGAAGCCAUGGAGGUGGAGUGGGCCGUCGUCAAGUUCGAAGAACUAGUCGACCCCUUCACGCCAGCCGACCCUAUCAUCGAGAUCGUAGACUCGGAUGAGUUCGAAGAAGGCGUGCGAGAGCUCGCGGUCGACCGAGGGAUCCCGUAUCGUGGUAUUCCGGCUGGGCAUCUUCGGAUGGAUAAUCCAGAGGCAUCUACGUCUGCACAGCAUGAGAAAGAGAAUGGUGGCAGCAGUAUGAGUAGCAGAUACAUGAUGACCAUGCCCAUUCCCACGAUUGUGGUGACGGAGGAACCCGAUGAUUCCAACUUUGGUGGAGGAAUGCGCGUUAUACUUGAGGGAACGUAUGGCUUCAUGAAUCGCAACAAUAUGGUAGGGGAGAAGCCCUCUCGCCAGCCUGGUGAUCAGCAAGAGUCGGAAGCUACCAAAAUUGAAACGGUUUCCGAGCUUGAGCAUGGCGACAUCAUUGAACAAGCUGGCGAUUUCUCUGGCUGCUCAGACGCCAGUAGUGAUGAUACUUACGCCUAUGCUGAUACUCAAAACACUGUCGAGAACACUUCAGCAACUAGUCUAAAACCCACUGAGCAGCUAGAAUCGACUACCGAAGCGGCCGGCAGUCAACCCCGCAAAUCAGACCACCCGGGUACUGGUACUGAUAUUGAUACUCGAGAAACAGCCUCAGAGAAACUUCUGCUUUCGGAGGAGCUUCAGAAGACUCGAUACUUAGAUGAGUCCGAACUGCUGGAGAUUACAGAAGCAGAUGAUGAAUGCUUGCGCAAGGAGGACCUGACGGUCUGCACGAAAUCAAACAAUGAAGAUGGAGACGGCGAGGGUGAGGAGGCCUCGACCUCGGUCCAAGAUGGAUCCAACAAUGAUAAUGACAAGGGAACGCCCCUUUACGACGAGAAGUCUCCCGAGACGAUUACCGGCGGCGAGGGAUCUAUUGACGAGAUUGAUGCUCAUUCCCACGACAACAUCCAAGAGCAUCAAAGUAUGAUGAACGCCCAUGCUCCUGAGUCUCAAGACAACACUAUUAAUCAGGGCCCCGAGAGCGAGAGUGAGCUACUCCACGACGCACCAGAGAUCAGCGCCACGACCAAUGCAAACGAGCUCAACCGACUGCACACAUCUGCAUCCGAGGCAUACAAUCUCAUCCGAGGCACCCAGUCUACUGCGCCUUACUCCUCCGAGGACUCAGAAAGUGGACUAGCAGAUUCCCACGGCCACGAAGAAGCUCAUAACGCACACGACGAGCUUCUGCAUGAGUGUAACGAAGCUGCUCCUGCCGCCCAGCCCAGCCCCUUCGCACAUGAAUUCCAGAUUCUGGACGAGCAGUGGCACGACGCCGCCGAGGAGAUCCUCGACAGCAUCUCAGACAUAAUCAGCAGACUGGAGACUCUGGGUGUAGCCGAUUACCGGGACGCUGCGACUCAAACCAUGCCGGCUUACAUCGCCGAUGUGCGCACCAGUGCCGAGGGUGAACUCGGAUUAGUCGAGCUCCCUCAGAAGAAUGUCGACGAGACGGUGGGACGUGUAGUAGCCACUGACCCGCCACCUUCCCCGGCUACCAGCAACUGCUCGGAGCCCAAGGGUGAGGUUACAGAUGCUGCUGUCCCAGAGGCGGAUAUCCCCGUCCACUUGAAGCAAGCUACAGAAGGAGUACCUCUCCCGCGCUCAACCACGCCGGAUUCUGCCCACAAGCAUUAUGAUGGCAAGAUCGCAAGUGAAGUCACGGAUGUUGAGAAACACGGAAAUGGCAUGGGAGGAGCUCAGUAAUAAGUGGCAGGUGAAACGACAGUGUUGCUAUCAGGGAAGCCUGUAAGAACGCUUUUGUGAGGUCAAUAAUGUUCGACGUCUUUGAUGUCAAGAUUACGAGAAAUUGGGAGUUUUGAACUUCGGUAUCCUACAUCCUAGGUGCCUGGUCAAGAAAUG